Messenger RNA from Fonsecaea erecta, 1812 nucleotides. RefSeq names its product lysine-tRNA ligase. The record is from RefSeq and is a predicted model, not a curated record. The transcript has a single exon. NCBI's taxonomy places the organism in Eukaryota, Fungi, Ascomycota, Eurotiomycetes, Chaetothyriales, Herpotrichiellaceae. Gene Ontology annotation, molecular function: lysine-tRNA ligase activity; tRNA binding; ATP binding. Bases 1 to 1812 code for a protein of 603 amino acids. Gene Ontology annotation, biological process: lysyl-tRNA aminoacylation. Gene Ontology annotation, cellular component: cytosol; cytoplasm.
AUGGCAGACGCCACCGAGUCUGUAACGCAGGACACCGCCAACCUCCACCUCGACGAGGUCACGGGUGAAAGAGUGUCCAAGUCCGAGUUAAAGAAGAGACAGAAGCAAAGACAGCUGGAAGAGAAGAAGAAGGAAAAGGCCGCCGCCGCCGCUGCUGCUCCCCUCCAGGUGGAGAAGAAGGCCAUGAAGGCCGAACUCGACGAGAGCAAUCUCAACCCGAACCAGUACUUCGAGAUCCGAAGUGGGCGCAUCAACCGGCUGCGAGAGACCAAGGACCCCAACCCAUACCCGCACAAGUUCUCGGUCAACACGGAUCUGAGCAAGUUCGUCCAGGAAUAUGCCGACCUCAAGCCCGGCGAGCAGAAGAAGGAGGUGGAAAUACGGGUCGCGGGCAGAGUCUAUGUCAAGCGGUCCGCGGGCGCGAAGCUGGUCUUCUACGACAUCAGGAGCGGCGGCACCAAGGUCCAAAUCAUGUGCCAGGCGCAGGAAGCGGCCGGCGACGUCUCCUUCGAGGCCCAGCACGAACACCUGCGGCGAGGAGACAUCAUCGGUGUCAUCGGAUACCCCGGUCGAACCUCACCCAAGAACCGUCCCAACGAGGGUGAACUGUCCGUGUUUGCGCGUCAGGUCAUCCUCCUCACCCCGUGCCUGCACCAGAUCCCCUCCGAACACUUCGGUCUGCAGGAUGUGGAAACCCGCUUCCGCCAACGCUACCUCGACCUCAUCAUGAACGAGAAGUCGCGCAACAUCCUCCUCACCCGCGCCAGGAUCGUCUCCUACAUCCGCCACUACUUCGACUCCAACGGCUUCGUCGAGGUGGAAACACCCAUGAUGAACUCCAUCGCCGGGGGCGCCACGGCCAAGCCAUUCAAGACCCACAUCAACGAGUACCAGACGGACAUGUUCAUGCGUAUCGCGCCGGAACUCUUCCUCAAGAUGCUGGUCGUGGGAGGCAUCGAGCGGGUGUACGAGCUGGGCAAGCAAUUCCGCAACGAAGGCGCCGACUUGACGCAUAACCCCGAAUUCACCACCUGCGAGUUCUACGAGGCGUACGCCGACGUGUACGACGUGAUGGACCGCACCGAAGAACUCGUCUCGGGCCUGGUCAAGGAAAUCACCGGCGGCUACCAGACGACCUUCCACACACAGACCGGCGAGGUCUACGAGGUCAACUGGUCGCGGCCGUGGAAGCGCAUCGACAUGAUCCCGGCGCUCGAGGAGGCCACGGGCGAGAAGUUCCCGCCGGGCGACCAGCUCCACACGACCGAGACCAACGAAUUCCUCAAGCGUGUGCUCAAGAAGUGCAACGUGACGUGCCCGCCGCCCGAGACCAACGCGCGCAUGCUCGACAAGCUGGUGGGCGAGUUCAUCGAGGAGACGUGCAUCAACCCGACCUUCAUCACGGGCCACCCGCAGAUCAUGUCGCCGCUGGCCAAGUACCACCGGUCGUCUCCGGGCAUCUGCGAGCGUUUCGAGGCGUUCGUGUGCAAGAAGGAGAUCGUCAACGCGUACACCGAGCUGAACGACCCGUUCGACCAGCGCCUGCGCUUCGAGGAGCAGGCCCGCCAGAAGGCCCAGGGCGACGACGAGGCCCAGAUGAUCGACGAGAACUUCUGCACCUCGCUCGAGUUCGGCCUCCCCCCGACCGGCGGCUGGGGCAUGGGCAUCGACCGCAUGGUCAUGUUCCUCACCGACAACUACACCAUCCGCGAGGUCCUGGCCUUCCCCUUCAUGAAGGAGGAGAAGACCCCGCAGGGCGGCAAGGAGAAUGCCGUCGCGGGGGAAGUCGUUGCCACCAGGCCUGCCCCUUAG